UUUUAUUGAAAGAUUUGACUGGAAGACGCUUCAGUUUUAGAAAAUGUCUCACAAACAAUACAUCGCCAUUCUUGUUCUUUUGGCUAUGGUGGCAUUAGCCACAUCUCAAGGUUUUAGAAGUUUUGGCAAUAAGAAACAUCCAACCUUGGACCAUCAUUGUUACGAUGAAGAACAUAAACUGACUAUUAAAGUGAAUGACACCAUUUUCCCCACCGGUUUUGAAUAUCAAUGUUUCAAAAUGUUCUGUCGCGAUGAUUAUGUUCUAGACGUUAGUUACUGUCCUAGGGGUACUCCGACUUGUGGCAAGAAACCCGACUUCUCUAAACCAUUUCCAGAAUGUUGUAGCGCCUGUUAAAUUUUAGUAUAUUUAAGUGUUAAUACUUAAAGAUGGAAUAAUAAAACUUUUAAUCUAGUAACUCUAUAUGUACUAAAUAAACUACUAAAUUUUCCAUGAA
Stomoxys calcitrans (stable fly) is the source of this 455-nucleotide messenger RNA. RefSeq lists its product as uncharacterized. Bases 44 to 355 code for a protein of 103 amino acids. NCBI's taxonomy places the organism in Eukaryota, Metazoa, Arthropoda, Insecta, Diptera, Muscidae. The record is from RefSeq and is a predicted model, not a curated record. The transcript is spliced from 3 exons.